Molecule: messenger RNA, 1500 nt
Organism: Sclerotinia trifoliorum
Lineage: Eukaryota; Fungi; Ascomycota; Leotiomycetes; Helotiales; Sclerotiniaceae
Source: the annotation of a GenBank genome assembly
UCUGAUGGCCGAAUUGAUCCGAUGGAAUUUCUAGAAAAUAAAUGAAUCAUGUCAUGUGAUUGAAGAUAAGAUAAGAUAUGAUCGCAAUUUGAGUUCUAAAACCAUAACUUCUAUGUUUUCUUUUCCUUUUCAUAGUAAUCCUUAGCCCCUCGCGAUGAGUUCAUCAAGUCAGUUUGACUGUCGGCUGUAGUCUAUUCCUUUUCUUCCUCAUCGUUGAGACUUUCUGAGUUUCUCGGACAGUUAGCGCUGACUUCGCCUCAACACUAUUACAAUCCUUUUCCCUUAAGCCCACUAGACACAAUCGAAACGGCUUGAAGACCAUGGCGUCUGAAGAUGUUAUCACCUGGCAUCCUGCUGAUAUAUUCUCUGAUCAGCCAGCCGAUCACAAAGAAUUCGCUCUCAUUGCUUUAAACCAGCCUCUAGAACUUCCGUCUAAUAUCUACAAGAAGCUAUGGGAUAAUGCUGUCUAUCACAUCGCAGCUGACGGUGGAGCAAACCAAGUGUAUGAUAAAAAUCAUAAGACAUCCUUCAAUGGAAAUGCUUCGGACCCAGCUCUCCAAAAUGAGAGGAAAGCUAAAAAUUAUCUUGAUAUUGAUACUAUCAUUGGCGACUUCGAUUCUAUAUCCUCCAGCCUUUUCAAGUAUUUUGAGAAUAAUGGCACGGAAAUUAUUCGAGAUGGUGAUCAGUAUUCCACAGAUUUUACGAAAGCAGUGCGAUAUGUCAAAACAUUUGAGCAACCUGUAGACUCGGAAAGGACCCCGCCAUGUCCCCAUCGGCAGAAGAAAUUGGAUCAAUUGAAGCAGCUACCCAAAUCUCUCGACAUUAUUUGCCUCGGCGGCUUAGGUGGAAGAGUUGACCAAGCCCUUUCGCAACUUCAUCAUCUUUAUAUGUUCCAACAAGAACCAAAUUACUCUAAGGGCAAAAUGUACCUAGUUUCUAGUGAAGCCAUAACUUUUGUUCUCAAGGCUGGAAAACAUAAAAUCAAGAUCAAGGAAGAGGGUAAAUUGCUAAAAUUGGGAAAACAUAUCGGGAUUUUACCAAUAAAAGAGCCAUCAGUUAUUACCACGCAGGGUUUGGAAUGGGAUGUCACUGAUUGGAAGACGGAGUUCGGGGGUGAAAUGAGUACCAGCAACCAUGCGAGGGAGGAUUGGGCAACCAUUGAAACCACGAAGGAUGUUGUUUUUACGAUUGAUUUUGUUCUCAGGAGCUUGGAUGAAUGAGAUCAAUUUGGCCCGACGGGCGAUUCGAUAUAAUUUCAGUCCACCGCAGAAUCAACAUGGUCUCAUGGCCCUGUGCCACAUAUUUGCCAUACAUUCCUCAAGGGCGUAUCUGCUUCCUGGAAUCCAUUUUGGUUGUGGGUACCUAGGUAGCACAUCCUAUCGUACCACGGCUUCAGCACAAAGAAUGCCUGAUGAGGCGGAUUCUACCGAUGGCUAUAUUACUGGCUAGUCCUACGCACCUAUGUGCGCAUCACCCGAUAUCCUACUGGCUGUCUUGUCU